AUGAACCGUACAUCCUCAACCCAGAAAUAUGGUAAGAGGUCGACGCGCACCAAGGGCGAACGCCUCCUUGCCGAGCUGCCCCAGAGCCCGCUGAGGAAGAAACCGGAGACCGUAAAGACCAUGAACGUCAAGAAGAAGGACGCCAUCGCAUCUGUGACGGAGGGGCUAUCUGCCAUCACUAUAGCCGACGGGAAUGGAGAGCACAGUCAGCAGUAUCUCCGGAGGAAUGUUCCGGUAAAAAAUGUCCAGGGCCGGCAGCCAUCGCCAUCGCCAUCGCCAUCGCCAUCGCCCUCACCGUCGCGAGUGGCAGGAGAGCAGGAGCAGGAGACGGAGAGGACGGAGGACGUGCAGAAACGACGGCAAAAACCGGCGGUGCAGUCGGAAGAGCUCCGUGACGACACCCUGCGCACGUUGACAUGGGACGACGUGUGCCCCCCCGGCGAUCGCAUUGUCAAGAUUGCCGAGGCGUCGUACGCAGAGGUGUACCGCGUGACCAACGAUCGCGGCACCAGCAUCAUCAAGGUGAUGCGGCUGGAGUCGCCAAUCAAGGCGCAGACCAAGACGCAGGAGAGGUCGGGGCUGGUGGACGAGACGCCCCGCUCCGACGCCGAGAUCCAGGGCGAGCUACGCAUAUCCGAGUGGCUGGCUGAUAUCCCCGGAUUCGUCAUGUACAAGGAGCGCUACACGGUGCAGGGCAAGACGACAAAGGGACUGCUCGAGACGCACCAGGCCUUCCAGCGGAGGAUGAAGAGGCAGGACCCGGGGAGGGCGCAGUUCUACCCCUCGCCGAGCCGCUAUCUCGACGACACGAAGUUCCUCGUCGUCGAGCUGGGAGAUGCGGGGACGGCCUUGGAGGAUUGGAAGCUGACGACGGAGAGCCAGCUGUGGGAUAUCUUCCUUCUCGAGGCCAUCGCCCUGGCCAGGGCUGAGGAUCUUGCCAUGUUUGAGGUUUGCACAGCCCUUCCCCAUCACCCCCUUCUACCUUCCCCGCCUCGUCUAGAGGGCCUCUAUCCUGCUCAUCUGCGGCUGACAUGCGGAACCGACCAGCAUCGCGACCUCCACGAGGGAAACCUGUGCAUCAAGCAGCUGACCCCGCCGACAGAGCGGGACCCAGCAACGGCAGCAGCUGGCGGCCCCCAUUUCGGCUACUCGGGCCUCGACAUCACCAUCCUAGACUACGGGCUUUCGAGGGCCGAGGAUCUGAGCGUCGACUUCGCCAAGCCCGUGGCCUACGACCUGGAGCGUGACCUGAGCCUAUUCACCAGCGACCACGCGCCCCAGUGCAAGGUGUACCGCCAGAUGCGAUCGUUCCUCCUCCGCGCGGACCGCAAGUGUCUCCCAGCCGAGGAGCACGACACACCCUACGCCCAGGGGGUGGACGGCCCGCUGUCGUGGGAGGCGUAUGCGCCCUACACGAAUGUCCUGUGGCUGGCCUACCUGUACGAGUAUCUCGUGGGUAACUUUAGAGGGGACAGGCACCAGCUGGCCAGCUUCAAGAAGGAGACGAGACGCAUGUGGAGGUAUCUCGACCCGGAGGCUCCGGACAGCACGCCCUGCUUCGAGUGCGCCGGUGACAUCGUCUGCUUCGCCGUUGAGAGCGGCUGGAUCAGGGAAGACCAGCUCAUGGAGGGGGAGUCCAUGUUGGCGAGAGAUGUGGAGGAGCCGGUGGAGGUUGUGAGGUCCUCACCGAGGAGACGACAGACCGGGCGUGUCUGA
This is a messenger RNA of Geosmithia morbida, 1716 nucleotides long. RefSeq names its product serine/threonine-protein kinase haspin. Bases 1 to 1716 code for a protein of 571 amino acids. The transcript has a single exon. Gene Ontology annotation, molecular function: histone H3T3 kinase activity. The record is from RefSeq and is a predicted model, not a curated record. NCBI's taxonomy places the organism in Eukaryota, Fungi, Ascomycota, Sordariomycetes, Hypocreales, Bionectriaceae. Gene Ontology annotation, biological process: mitotic cell cycle; intracellular signal transduction. Gene Ontology annotation, cellular component: nucleus; cytoplasm.